GGGCCUGGCGCGAGCGCGCGGAGGCGUCGGCGUCAGGGACGCGCGCGCGCGCGCGGCGACAGCGCCUUCACUUCUGUUCGGGCUGCGGGGGCAGGAGCGGCGGCGGUCGAGGUUGUGCGGGCAGCGUCCUCCGUUCGGCUCGGAGAGGGGAAAAAGGGCAGAAAGAAGAAAGGGAGCGCAGCGGGCGGGCGGCAGGCAGCGUGGGGCGGGCUCAUGACUCAGUGAGCGGCCGCUGCCCCCCGCCAGCCCCUCGCCCGGCCGCAGCCGGGGCCGCCGUUACGGAUCGUCCCACCGCCCGCGCCCCGCGCCAGCCGGAGAGCUCCGCUCGCAGUGCAGCAUCUGCCAUGUCUGCGGAGGGGCAGAGAGUUGAUGACAGUCCGAGCACUAGUGGAGGCAGCUCUGAUGGAGAUCAGCGCGAAGGUGUUCAGCCCGAACAAGAAAGGGAACAAGUUCAACCCAAGAAAAAAGAGGGCAAAAUAUCAAGCAAAACAGCUGCUAAACUGUCAACCAGUGCUAAAAGGAUUCAGAAAGAACUUGCAGAAAUUACAUUAGACCCUCCUCCAAACUGUAGUGCUGGACCCAAAGGAGACAACAUUUAUGAAUGGAGGUCAACUAUACUGGGACCUCCAGGGUCAGUAUAUGAAGGUGGAGUUUUCUUCCUUGACAUUACCUUUUCACCGGACUAUCCCUUUAAACCACCUAAGGUAACGUUCCGGACAAGGAUCUAUCACUGUAACAUUAACAGCCAAGGCGUCAUCUGCCUGGACAUUUUGAAAGACAACUGGAGUCCAGCAUUAACCAUUUCUAAAGUUCUCCUCUCCAUCUGCUCCCUCCUCACAGACUGCAACCCGGCUGACCCCCUGGUUGGAAGCAUUGCCACUCAGUAUAUGACUAACAGAGCAGAGCAUGACAGAAUGGCCAGACAGUGGACCAAGCGAUACGCCACAUAGGAACCUCCUCUAGGAUUUGCUGGACCUGUGCAAGCACAUUCACUAAGUGCUUCAAUAGCCCUUCCCUUCAUUCUUAUUUUUUAAAUUUUGAACCUUUUCUUUUUUGUUUUCUUUUUAUUUUUAUUUGUUUGGGGGUUUUUUUGUUCUGUUAACUUGAAAGCUGUUUCCCUCAAAUGUAGACAGGGAAUUUUGGUUAUCAGUGCAAAGAAUGUUGGAUCUGUAAUAGUAUAGAGCUUUGUCACGAAGCUUUGUAUUAAUGUGUGUUUUUUUUUCUUUCAUGUGUUUUUUGGGAAAACAAACAAAUUCAGAGUUAUAUCUCGUUUCUACUUAAAUGUAGUGUUUAGGGUUAUUUUUUUGUACUGAAGUCUUUAAUGGUGGGUGCAUGCUACUGGGAACAAGUUUUGUAUAAAAGCUUAAAAUCAAGAAUCACUGUGCAUUACUAAGACUGUGUUUAUCACUAGCCUUCUGUUUCCCACACAAAAGGCUACUGCAUUGAACAAAUUAAUAUGUAUUUUGAUUUACUUAAAAGAAAAGUGCUUGUAAAUUUCUUAGGGACCUGCCACUUUUGACUGUGGAUCAGUUGAUGUACACUUGUAUUAUUAAAGCACUCAAUAAAACACUGUGGCUGAUAAA
Messenger RNA from Lagopus muta (rock ptarmigan), 1583 nucleotides. RefSeq names its product ubiquitin-conjugating enzyme E2 E2. Lineage: Eukaryota; Metazoa; Chordata; Aves; Galliformes; Phasianidae. Gene Ontology annotation, biological process: protein polyubiquitination. Gene Ontology annotation, molecular function: ubiquitin conjugating enzyme activity. The record is from RefSeq and is a predicted model, not a curated record. Gene Ontology annotation, cellular component: nucleus. Bases 345 to 950 code for a protein of 201 amino acids. The transcript is spliced from 6 exons.